AUACACCUUCACGGUGUUAAGUCAAAUCCAAACUAAGUAAUUUACAUUAAAAAUUGCAAAACAUCGGUUUCAAAACUUAAAAUAACUUCAAUUCAUUAUGGAGAACAAAGAGAACUCAUCAAAUAACAACUGGUUAACGUUGCUAAGGAAGAAAAUACAUAAGAAGUUCAAAAGAAAUAGCCAAAAAUUGGAAAACUCUGCGAGUUUAGAUAUUAUUGAUGAAGCACAACAAGAAACUUCAUCAACAUCGCCUGGUGAAAUGCACAACAACAUAGUUGAAAGUAAUCAAUGCACUCCAAUAACUGCUCAAGAUUGUGAAGAAAUGAAGAAAGAAUUGUUUAAAUUAUCAUGGUAUUGGCCAAAAUUGACAAUGAUUGAAGCUCAGAAGCUUUUAAGUCAACAGCCAAACGGAAGUUUUCUGGUCCGUGAUAGCUCAGAGAAAGAUUCAUUCACUUUGAGCUUCAGAACAAAUUCAAAAACAUUUCACUGCCGAAACCAAUGGUCACAAAUAUUAGCAUCAAAAAGCCAUACAAGUAGUCAUUCGCUCAUUGAUGUGAUUGAAGACACGAUAAAAAAAUCUCAAUCAAGUGUCGUGGGAUUCAUCAGAUGUGAUAGUAACGACGUUUCGUUUCCAACGUCUUACGCCGUUCGAUUAAUCUAUCCGAUAUGUCGGAAGAUAUCUGUGCCAUCUUUACAGAGUCUUUGUCUGUCGAAAAUCAAAAGUAAAGUUAAUCAAUCGAACAUAAAUAGUUUGCCAUUGCCUCCUAAAAUUAAAGAAUAUGUUCGUGAGAAUUAUAAUACUUUAUGAGCUCGUCUCCAAUUUCCUUUCUCUUUCUCACUCUUGAUAAAGUAUGAAGAAUUAAUUACUUUAUUAUCUUAUACCAUCAAAGGUAUAACUUUUGAUACCAAAGAUAUCAUUUUAAGAGGUCUACUCAGUAUUUUUACUAUUUCUAUUAAUAAUAAUUGUUUGAGAGAAAUUUCGUUGAAAUUAAAUUCAAUUUAAUGUUUUUUUAGACCGAAACUAUCAGAAGUUACUCAUUUCUCUCUUAUUGCAACUUUUGCAAUAAGAAGAAAGAAAAUUUAUCGCUUUUAAAAUUAUUUUAAAGUUAUCAGAAACAAUGAUGAAAGUUUUAUAUAAAUUCAUGCACUGUUGAUUUGUUAGGAAAAUCUUUCAAAGUUUAAGAAAAUAAAAUAUCUUCUCUCAUAAAAAUGUUAAAUUUUUCAUUACUAAAGUCACAGAAAUUGAAACAAAACCGAGAAAAUUCCUUUCCAUAAAUUCAUU
Messenger RNA from Clunio marinus, 1282 nucleotides. The record is from the annotation of a GenBank genome assembly. Lineage: Eukaryota; Metazoa; Arthropoda; Insecta; Diptera; Chironomidae.